CCGAGGCAAUACGCAUCGAUCCCUCAAUUCUACCCCAGGUAUAUCUGACGAAGAAUACGGGGCGUAUGAUGCAGGAUGCAGGAUGCAAGAUGGAAUGAAUGUGCUGCACAUCACACGGCUCGCUUACUUCUGCAUCGUAUGCCGUGACCACCUUUCUCUCCACUUCGCUAUACCUCUGUUGAAUAUAUGUACGUAAACAAAGUGCAUGGGCUACUAUACAGGCAGGAUUGUGGCUUUCAGAUUGUCCAGACCAAUUCCAAACUCGGUCUCUCUCCAAGCCGAGAAGAAAGGAGACCAGAGUAACUUAGUCACUGAGGAUAAGUUAUCAUUUGAACGCCGCAGGUUUCACAGCAAUGCAAAAUCUUUGAAGAGAGGAGCCAAACUGGAUAACCAUACAUCCAAGCAAAUCCGCAAAAGCAGUUGACAAUUUUGUCAAGCCAAGCUCCAUUUUGAGAUUGUGCGCGCGCACACUUCGGCACUCUCCGUAGCUUGCGUUCACCCUCUACUACGCCAGACACAGCUUGGCACCCCCUAAUCACAAAGUAAAUGGCGCGGAGGUAUUCUCAGUUGAAACAGGCAAGCCGGAGCUACAUGAAAAUUUCGUUGGCUUGUACCGAUAUUGGACCCCAUGUGUAUAUUGUCCCUCGCUCCGACCUGGCACUGCCGUCCUGCAGCGUGGUGGCGCUAGGCGCGAAUACUAUGCUAAUAUCGCCCGCAUGACAGCGUUAGGCCUUCUUUCGGUCGCGCUUUCUUCCAGUGUACCACGGUUCACCGCCCGUUCGAGAACCAUAGACCAGAACAACAACUCAGAAGCCCGCUGUUGACAGGGCACCUUACCCAAAUGAGUGGCAUGGCUAUCCAGUAAUCAUUGUAUUUGUCUUAAAUCGAGGAAGCAAUGGUUGAUAUUGAUAUGUGUUCUAGAAGCUCUCAUCAGAGUGGCCAUGCGCCCCUGGCAGUGAGGUGGCUGAGGCCUGUCACCAACGUCACCUAAUUUGAUUGAGAUCAGACUUACUCUGAAUCAAAUCUACAUACAGAUCAAACAUGUCCUGCAUACAAGCAUCAAAUGCGCAUCCACAUUUCAACUGUCCGUACAGUGUCUCGCUGUUUACGAACAUCACAAGCCGACAACAUGCACGAGGCACUGUGAAAGCGCCAUAGCUAGCCACAAGAAAUUUCGAUUGCUCAGAUGCAACUCAAAUUCACAGCGACACGUUCGACGACCCACCACC
Messenger RNA from Periconia digitata, 1229 nucleotides. Lineage: Eukaryota; Fungi; Ascomycota; Dothideomycetes; Pleosporales; Periconiaceae. The record is from the annotation of a GenBank genome assembly.